Torulaspora globosa is the source of this 609-nucleotide messenger RNA. RefSeq names its product Yar1p (gene YAR1). Lineage: Eukaryota; Fungi; Ascomycota; Saccharomycetes; Saccharomycetales; Saccharomycetaceae. The transcript has a single exon. The record is from RefSeq and is a predicted model, not a curated record. Bases 1 to 609 code for a protein of 202 amino acids. Gene Ontology annotation, molecular function: protein binding.
AUGACGCUUCACACAGAGCCAUUGGAUCAGGAAGACCAGGAUGCCAUCAUAUUAGACGCCAGAGCUGGAGAUCUGGAGUCUCUGCGGGAUAUUUUCACCACUUUGAUUCAUCCAAAACUGUUGAAGACAUGCAGAGAUUCAAGCUCCAACUCCACUGCAUUGCACAUGGCAUGUGCCAACGGCCAUGUAGAGGCUGCCAGAUACAUCAUGGAAUUGGUGAAGGAGAAUUCCGCCAGCGACGAGGAAGUCAGGGAGUUUGUGAACCAACAAAAUGAAACAGGCAACACAGCAUUGCAUUGGGCCUCCUUGAACGGUAAGCUCGAAGCCGUGAAACUGCUCUGCGACGAGUAUGAAGCGGAUCCUUUCAUCAGGAAUAAGUUCAACCAAGAUGCAAUUUACGAAGCGGAGAACAACGGAAAAGAGGAAGUUGAAGGCUAUUUCCUUGAAAAGUACGACGUGGAGCCGCUACGAAAUGAAGAAGAGAGCCAGGACAACGGGGCUGCGCCCGCAGUUCAGGUGACGAAGGGCACAGAGAUCGAGCAAGUCACUAAAGACGCGACGGAGGCCCUCAGACAAAACACCGAGCAAUUGGACAUCAACGAUUCGUAG